Messenger RNA from Diversispora eburnea, 651 nucleotides. Lineage: Eukaryota; Fungi; Glomeromycota; Glomeromycetes; Diversisporales; Diversisporaceae. The record is from the annotation of a GenBank genome assembly.
AUGAAUUCACCUAACGAAGCCACUCAUUCACUUUUAAGAGAGACAUUAAAAGUCUCAACAGGAAAAGUCCAUACAUAUAAACGCAUCUUAUUCAAUAAACAUGGAUUAUUUCGUUUUAUAACAAAAAGUAUUUUAUUCUUUGGUGGAUUAGCAAUUUUUGGAAUACUUUCGAUUUUUACAUAUGAAACUAUUAAGUCUCCUAAAUACGAUUCAGUAUUAUAUGAUAGUAAUUAUGUUUGUCAUGAUUCAAAAACAUCAUUCUUUAGUUCAUUAUAUUCAGAUAAUUAUCUCAAAGGAGCAUUAUUAUUAGGAUAUACGAUAAAAAAAAAUCAUCCAAAUCAUAAAAUGUAUUUACAAUAUUUUCCGGGAAGAUUAUCAACCAAUACGAUAUGUCAACUUCGAUCAAUUGGAUGGAUAAUGAAACCGGUAGAAAGAAUUCAUCCACCUUGGAAAGGAUUGUACAAAGGAUAUCGUGAUCAAUACACCAAACUUCGAAUGUGGUCAUUUACCGAAUUUAAAGAUGGAAUUAUUUAUUUAGAUUCGGAUACUAUUGUACUUAAAUAUAUUGCAAAUUUAUUUGAAUUAAUUAAACCAUCGACAGGAUAUGAAUUUGCGGCUUCUCCAGAUUUGAUUUAUGCUCUUGAAACCUAA